This is a messenger RNA of Symbiodinium pilosum, 4929 nucleotides long. The record is from the annotation of a GenBank genome assembly. Lineage: Eukaryota; Dinophyceae; Suessiales; Symbiodiniaceae.
AUGUCUGGUGAGUUCAAAAUUCUUGCGACGAGGGACUGCAGCUUCUUUUGGAUUGACAAGAGGCAUUUGCCACAGGUUAGGCCUGGCGCUGCAACUGGCGCAGAUAAGCCGGCAGCUGACAGAGCGUCCACAGACCGGCUUAGAGCAAUCCAGACGCUGAGGUUCAAGGCUCCCGACCAGCGAAGCUCAGAAGACGUCGCUUUACUUGUCAAGCUGUUUCACGGCAAUAAGUUCUUCGAUGAACAGGAGGAUACCGUCCUUCAUGAGAUCUGUCGAAGCAUGUCUUACGUCGAGGUGAAGCGGCAACAUAUCAUCAUCAAGCAGGGCGACGUUGCUGAUAUGUGCUACAUCCUGCUGAAAGGGGCUGUUGGAAUUUGGGUCAAUGAGCAAAAGCAACUGAACGAAGAGGAGGCACGGGAUGAGUCUGAAGGUCUCCCCAGAACGAAGGAUACGCAAGAUGGCGAUCCUGACCCUUCCUCGACACAACCAGCAUGUGUGGCAGAGAAGGAGACGAGUGAGGACACCAGCCAGCUCCAUGCAACGAAGAAGCUGCAAAAGGCAGCUGUGAAGUUGCUGGUUGCAAGGCGCGGUGCGGGAGAUCUGCAAGCUGAAGCAGCGGAAGGCAACCAGACGGCAGAGCCGCAGGACACCAGUUCACAUAUUGAUUCGGUCACCGGAGGCCCCAUCCACGCAAGCCGGGUAAAGGAACUCAAAGAGGGUGCUUGCUUUGGAGAGACUGGAUUGCUCCAUGGUGCCCGUCGGAAUGCGUCGAUCAUCGCUUCGGAAGCUUGCCAGCUAGGCUGCAUCAGCAAAGCUCUCUUCGAAACGAAGCUUCGCGCCGCCUACCUGGCCAAGGAACAGGGCCGGGUCAAUUUUUUGAGAGAUCAUUUGCCGAAGACAUUGAAUGGCUCAGACCACGCGCAGGUGUUGGGGGGCUUCUUUGCUGAACAACAGGUGCGCCGUGGACAUGUGUUGUGCACAUCUGGAAAGCCAUGCGAUCGCCUCACCCUCAUCCGAGACGGAUUAUGCAAGGUCCGAGUAUUACGAGAGGGGAGACCUCAGGAAGUAGGAGAAAUCGGACGGGGCCAGAUUGUUGGCCUGUCAACAAUCGGCGGCAUGAGAGCAGAGCCCUUUACAGUCGUCUGUGCCAGUCCAGAGGUGGCCAUCCUUCGGAUGGAUUCAACAGAUGCUCGUAACCGUAUUCCGUCAGACCUGCGAGAGGCCAGAUGUGUGUAUGGGAUAGCAAGCGUGCCCAUGGCGGAUCCUGUGGAUUGUGAGUGGGAACUCUGGAGCGAUUGGACAGUUUGCCAAUUCACCUGUGGCAACGGUGUAUCUCUUCGUACGCGCGACAUAAAGCGCAGCGCAGAAAAUGGUGGUUCAUGUGACAGUAAUUGGAAGGAGCAGAGAUCAUGUACAAACGGCGAGUGCCCAGUUGACUGCGCAUGGAAGGAUUGGAAUGACUGGGGUUCGUGCUCCCAGACUUGUGGCAGGGGUUCCUCCACCGCAACGCGCGAUUCGACCCCUGCCGAGUUCGGAGGCGAGCCAUGCGUGGGAGCAUCUCAGCGCCAGAUGGACUGCAAUGUGGAUCCAUGUCCCGUGGAUUGCGCUUGGAGUGACUGGAGCGACUGGUCCUUCUCUUCCAGUUGUGGUGCUGGCACGAAGCAUCGGCACCGGCAGGUGCUCGUUCCAGCGAACGAGCUGGGAACGGCUUGCGUGGGUCCGACCACGCAAAGUGCCAACAGUGCACACACUGAGUGUCCUGUUGACUGCGAGCUGGACGACUGGGGAAGAUGGUCUCUUUGCAGCACAACCUGUGGUGCAGGCGUGACAAAGCGGAGUCGCACGGUUAGCAGAGCUGCAAGCUUCGGCGGUGCAGCAUGCGGCAGUCUGCAGGAGUCGAAGAUGUGUGAUGGAGGAGACUGCCCGGUUGAUUGUCGAUGGUCUGACUGGAGCAGUUGGCAAGCAUGUUCGACAUCGUGCGGCGACGGCAAUUCUACAAGAUCCAGGACUGUAUCAGUUCCGCGCAACUCCUUUGGAGAGGAUUGCCAGGGGAAACCUCAGCAAAGCAGGCAGUGUAGCAACGAACCUUGCCCAGUACCUUGCAAAAUGUCUGAUUGGACUCAGUGGACUUCUUGCCCUGUCACUUGCGGUUCUGCCUCUGUCCAGCGAACGCGGACAGUUGCCGAGCAAUCUGGGAAUGGUGGUAGUUGUCCUGGCCAAGAUCAUGUCUUUGAGAAGAAGUAUUGCAGUGUGGAUCCAUGCCCAGUGGACUGUACAUGGGAUGAUUGGGAUGACUGGCACGCAUGUUCCUCAACUUGCGGCAGUGGGCAGACUCUGCGCAUCCGGCUAGUCAAAACUCCCGCCGAGGGUGAUGGUCAAGAUUGUAUUGGCCUCCGGGAGGAGAAUCGUACAUGUGAACAAAUGGCGUGCCCAAAGCAUUGUGAAUGGCAGGAUUGGGGGGACUGGAUGGGUUGUUCAGUUUCAUGUGGUGAUGGCACCGGUGAGCGCCAGCGCGAAAAGGCUUCUGAGGCAUUUGGAGGCUUGCCCUGCAAGGGCGAGGCCAGUCAGAAUGGCCUCUGCCAUGCAGGUCCAUGUCCGUUCGCUUGCCAGUGGGGUGAUUGGACUGAUUGGGAAUGCUCCGCAUCUUGCGGACAAGGGUCAAAAUCCCGCCGUCGAUCAGUUCUGGUUCCAGCAGAGUAUGGUGGAGCUGAGUGUGCUGGCAGCAGCGCUGAAACUGGAAACUGCGUUCUUCAAGAGCACUGCCCGGUGGACUGUCAAUGGUCCGACUGGAGUGACUGGCAUCAAUGUUCUGUGAGCUGUGGACAAGGCAUGAGCAAUCGCAACAGGACCAGAUUGAAGUACGAAGACUAUGGUGGUCAGGCGUGCUUCGGCACUGCAGAUGACGAAGCAAUCUGUGACGCUGGAGCCUGCCCUCAUGAUUGUGCUUAUUCUGAUUGGGGGCCGUGGUCUGGGUGCCCAGUCACGUGUGGCAAUGGAACUCGCACAAGGGCUCGAAGCAUCCACGCUGAAAGCGAAUUUGGGGGCAAGGCUUGCCUCGGCCCUUUCACGGAUGAACGACGUUGUGCCUCCAACGCCUGCCCAGUAGAUUGUGUCUGGAGUGUGUGGUCUGAUUGGAGCUCCUGCUCAUCGAGCUGUGGCGGAGGCCAUGCAUCUCGCACUCGAACAGAGUUGGUCUCUGCAAAUCAUGGUGGCAUGUUAUGUCAGGGAAUGCCGCAAGAUGAGCAUCGCUGCAAGCAUCAAGCCUGCCCGAUUGACUGUGCCUGGGAACCCUGGUCCGAAUGGUUGGCAUGUUCGGUGUCUUGUGGUGGAGGAGAGAGGUAUCAGCAUAGGAAUCGAGCAAUGCCCAUGUUUGGAGGCGCACCUUGCGAGGGCAGUGAGACAAAUAUGGAAGCUUGCAACCAACAGGAGUGCCCAAUUGACUGUAUAUGGUCUUUCUGGACGCAAUGGUCGGACUGCUCCAAGAGCUGCGACCUGGGAAGCACGUCACGUUCAAGGAGCAGGGCUGUGACUGAACAGUUCGGCGGACUGCCUUGCCCAGGGGUUGCCCACCAAGAAGAAGAAUGCAACAGGGAAGGCUGUGCAGUCGACUGCGAGUGGGGUCCAUGGAGCAGGUGGACGGCUUGUUCCGCAAGGUGUGAUGAUGGGCUUUCGAAGCGAUUCAGAGAUGUUCUCGUGCCACCGAAGAAUGACGGCUUACCCUGCAUCGGAGAGGAUGAGGAGCAGGCCGUGUGUCACGAGGCAUGGUGCCCUCGAGACUGCAAGUGGGACGAUUGGAGUUCAUGGACUGAGUGCACUCAGUCUUGUGAUGGGGGAUGGAGGCAAAGAACUCGAGCAAAGCUUCAGGAGGAACAGCAUGGAGGCACACCCUGUGCAGAUUCCAGCCAGGAUGGGGAGUACUGCAACACCCAGGUUUGCCCCGUGGACUGUAUCUUAACAGAUUGGUCUCCGUGGGGAUACUGCAGUGCGACAUGCGGAUCUGGGGUUCAAGCUCGGACGCGAGGAAGGCUGCAAGAGCGGAACGGUGGUCGACCUUGCAAACGUGACUUGAUAGAGACUCGAGAAUGUGAUAAUGCACCUAAUCCGACGUUGUGCCCCUCUCCUACGUCAGUCUCUGCAGACCUACCAGGCAUACCUACGGCAAAUGGGGCAACAAGCCUUCCAAGGUCAGCUGGACUGGUGCCAGGAUUGUCUUCCCAGCCAUCCGCACCUGGUUUAGCCAGUAUUCCAAGAGUGGCUCCAAACUAUACCUUUGAACAAGCGCAGGCGGCUGCGUCAGGUGCGUCAAGUAUGGGAGUGUCUGGCUGGGAUCCUGUGCGCAACCGAGGAGGCAAAAGGAUACCUUCCCAUGAAGAUAUUUCCAGGCACUACCCACCUGAGCUGCACAAGAGCUUUCCCCAAGCUGCUGGGCCAUCCGCAUCAACAAAGCCUGCAGCUCCGUGUUUGAAAGAUGAUCUGAAAGCUACUCUGGAGGUCUAUGAACGCUCCAAGUCAACAAUUGCCUCCAUGAAGAGGGAUUGGAUGCAAGGAGAACAAAAUGUCGUGGCAAAGGUGGCUGGCAAUCUGACUCUUCACGCUGAGCAGUCUGACGAGCUCCUGAAAAGUGCAGCUGCCAAAGUUGCACUAGCCAAGGCAGUGGCGAAUCUGGCUUCUGUAAAGCCUGAAUCGGUGACCGUAACCAUGCGCUCUCCAACAUCGGCUACCGGAGACAAGGCGAGCAAUCUGAUUGCCAGAUAUUCCAUCAACUUGUUGGCCGAUGAUGCAUACACCGCAGCCAGCGUUUCAGCGAUGGUGCAGACCCAAUCUGCAGCAAAGGUCACGCAGGAGCUUCAGAAGGAGCUGUCUGCGGUGUGGUCUGGAAGAGUCAAGGCUGUCGGUCUCAGCAUGCGAGUGGAGCUCCCUACAGACUAG